This is a messenger RNA of Rotaria sordida, 1734 nucleotides long. The record is from the annotation of a GenBank genome assembly. Lineage: Eukaryota; Metazoa; Rotifera; Eurotatoria; Philodinida; Philodinidae.
AUGAUUCUUGAAUCAUUAACAAACGAGUCAAUACAUGAAAUAUUCGAAUAUCUCAGUAUGGAUCAUCUUCUUAAUGCAUUUUAUAAUCUUAAUGUUCGUUUUAAUACGCUCAUUUAUGAUCAUAUUCGAGAUCAUAAUGGUCUUUUUCAAUCCAUAUCUAAAUCAUUGUUUAACACAAUUUGUAUCGAAUAUCUUCCUAUGAAUAUACAUCGAAUUGUUUCACUUCAUUUGUCUAACAAUGAUGAUUCACCACAACAAAUCGAAUGCUUCUUCAAUAAUGGUUUCCAUCUUCGAGAAUUUAUUCAACUUCGAUCUCUCACAUUACAACAUAUUCAUAAUGAAAAUACAAUGAGACGAAUAAUAUUCGAAUUGUGUUAUCUACCUUUACUUACUGAAUUGAAUUUGUAUCAAUAUUAUUUUCGUAAUCAUCCAAAAUAUCAACUAAAAUUUGUCAACAGUAUUUGGAGUUUACCAAAACUCGUUCGAUUGAAUCUAAACAUUGUACCGGAAUACAAAUGCUAUUUUCCUGUACCGACCGUCAUCUCAUCAAGCAUCAAAUAUCUUUCUGUCACUGGUGUUUAUUAUGAAAGUAAUCAAAUCGAUCGUCUCUUUCAAACUACACCUCGACUUCGAUCGUUACGAAUUGAAAUGACAUGUACAACAUCAAAUGAACACUUUUCGAUCGUUCUACCAUCGUUAAAACGAUUGAAUAUCAUGUUUCAUUCAGCUCAACAAAGCACAAUCGAAAAUCUCUUACGCAAUUUACCCAAUUUAAAUGCAUUAAAAAUUGAAAUGUUAAAUUUUUGUUUAAAUGGUCAUGAUUGGAAACGAAUCAUCACUAAUUAUCUAUUGAAACUUAAGCGAUUCGAAUUUAAAGUAGACGAUAAUUUUUCGAAUGAUAAUAUGAUAGAUAAAAAAAUUAAUCAACUUCUACAAACUUUUCAAACUCAAUUCUGGAUUGAUAUUCAUCGAUGGUUUGUUCAAUGUGAUCUAUUCGAAAAGGAGCAUUAUUCUUUGUACACAUUACCAUAUGCAUUUAAAGAUUUUUCUCAAUUACCAUGUUUUUCAAAAUCAACUUGUUCCGAUGAUUUUAAUCAUUCUCAUACAUAUGAUUAUGUAUGUAAUUUAUCGAAUCUAUUGACAUUUUCAUCGUAUACAAUCAAUUUUCAUUUUCAUUUUCAAAAUCUUCAUCAACUCUCUAUUAAAUGUCCUAUCGAUCAAUCAAUUUGGUCGUGUAUUUCAAAUCUAGAUCGUCUAUACUCGUUGCGUAUUUAUUGGUAUGAUGGUCGAAAAUCGUAUCGUUCUCAAUUACAAACGAUUCUUAAUCGAGCACCAAAUUUAAAUUCUCUGAGUUUGCUGAAUUCACCAUCGGCAAUUUCACAAAUGAUCUCAUUUCAAUACAGAAGUAUCUCAAUACGUCAACUAGAUCUUCAACCAUUGGGUGAUUGGUAUAAUAAACAAGAUUGUCAAACAUUGAGUCGUUCAUCACUCGGAAUUCAAUGUCAAACGCUUUGUAUUCGUGUAGAAAAUCGAGCAUGUAUAUUUGAUCUCGUUCAUACAAUGACAAAUUUACGUUCGCUCAAUGUUCGAUGUCGUGAUGAUACAUGGAACGAACACAUGACAUCAGACAAUGAUGAAUUAAUCCAUUGGUUGAAAACGUAUCUGCCAUCGACAUGUACAAUAACUAGAGAUUCUUAUUCACAAUCGAGAAAUCUUCGUUUGUGGAUUCGUUAA